This is a messenger RNA of Purpureocillium takamizusanense, 1296 nucleotides long. RefSeq names its product Calcium-binding component of the spindle pole body (SPB) half-bridge (gene CDC31). The record is from RefSeq and is a predicted model, not a curated record. The coding region runs from base 223 to 840 and encodes 205 amino acids. The transcript has 2 exons. Gene Ontology annotation, molecular function: calcium ion binding. NCBI's taxonomy places the organism in Eukaryota, Fungi, Ascomycota, Sordariomycetes, Hypocreales, Ophiocordycipitaceae.
CGACUGACGAACAAUCAAUCCUCCAACUGACCACCAACGCCAAGUCAUUGCAACGCACUCCGCCCUGUCAAAGACUUCCUGGCUCUACCUUGCGACCGAACGGCCUCUCUUACAAACAACCUCUUUGGACUGAGCAUCAGUGCAUGCACUGGCUUUGGCAGGAUCCUUCUCUCCCCCCUCUCGCCGUUGCCUAAGCUCCGGCGCCCACGCCUUACCGCCAGCAUGAACCCUCACACGACGCCCAGGCCAUUUGCUAUGCGGUCUAUGGCGGGAAGCUCGAAUCAACAGUCUCAGCAACAGCAACGGACGCGACAGCCGCCAGCGCCCCAAGUAUCGACAAAUGAAGAGUACGGAGCCAUCGCCGACGAGGACCGCGACCACAUCGACGAGGUCUUUGACUUGAUGGACAUGAAGAAGAAGGGGUGGCUCAACAGUUACGAGUUCAAGCACUCGCUAGCAGCGCUGGGGUUCGAUUUGCCGAAACCCGAAUACUUUCGAGAAUUGGAAGCGUACGGCUCGGUUCCGCCCGACUGGCAAGAUCCGCAUCACUGCCCCGUAAACCGACUAUACGUUUAUCUCGACCAGUUCAGGCUAUGCGCCGCAAAGCUCAUUGCCAACCGUGACCCCCGCGAGGAGGCCACCAAAGUCUUCAACAUGUUCGACUAUGAUGGGGAUGGUAUAAUAUCGUUUGAGGACAUGCGACAUCUCGCGCAGGAUAUCAAGGAUGAGCGGUCGAUGACGGACGAGGAGAUUCAAAGCAUGAUUGAGCACCUCGAUCACGACGGCAAGGGCGGUGUCAACCUUGAAGAAUUUAUUCAGAUGAUGGAAGAGGCAGGCUAAGCAGCGCAAGUUCGUUGGAAAGUUCAGUCUAGUUGGCCUGGAAACCUCGAUCAUGGCCGCCUAGCGCCGCUGGCUAUUUCAGCGUCGCUGCAUGUCGCUUCGCCGAGUUCUACUACUCAGACUCUGGCAGCGCCUCGUUCGAUAUACACGCAGGGUAUACUACAAGGGUACUGCUGGUCGGGAGAGGUUGAAAAGGACGUUAUAAGGCCCGUCUUCAAUGCCCCAACUGCGCCUGCUGGCGCUGCGACGGAGGUGAAGGAGUUUCUGUUUCCCGGGGUGGGCAAGGCAAGGCGUUUUUGGUGCGAUCAAUGUUUGAAUCAACCAGAGGUAGAAGGCCUUGACUUUUUGAGGGGCGUCGGAUACCACGCGGCAGGUGAAUAGGUUUUGGAUGUUCAGAGAUGUACCAUAUCUAGGUAAUUGAAUGCGACGGUGUCACUUUACAUGGCCUUACCACGC